Messenger RNA from Pistacia vera, 925 nucleotides. RefSeq names its product DNL-type zinc finger protein-like. Lineage: Eukaryota; Viridiplantae; Streptophyta; Magnoliopsida; Sapindales; Anacardiaceae. Gene Ontology annotation, cellular component: mitochondrion. The transcript is spliced from 2 exons. Gene Ontology annotation, biological process: protein import into mitochondrial matrix; protein folding; protein stabilization. The coding region runs from base 80 to 640 and encodes 186 amino acids. Gene Ontology annotation, molecular function: protein-folding chaperone binding; zinc ion binding. The record is from RefSeq and is a predicted model, not a curated record.
AUUGUUAAGUGUAUGAAUACGCGUGUGCCCCACAUUCCUUUGAGCUGCCUUCAACCUCGACGACCCUAAGUAAUCAAUCAUGGCGGCAAGAGUGUCCCAGAUUAAACGAGUGAUUUCUCUCCUGUCUCCUAAUCGGCUUCAAAACUCUUCUUCUUUCUUCAAAGAACCCUCUAGGCAGUUGUUUCCUUCAGCAAGUGCACUCUUUAGCAGAAAUGAAUAUCAUAGAAGAGGACUUAAAACAAUAACAAAUCCAACCAGCGUGGCUGAUGAGGUUCUGCAAAAUCAUGAGACUGGCAGUUUAAAGCCCACUGAUGACAGUUCUGCUGUGAAGCACACUGCCGUUUCCAACUUGAAGACAUCCCCAAGGCAUGAUCUGGCUAUGAUCUUUACUUGCAGGGUAUGUGAAACAAGAUCUGUGAAGACCAUUUGUCGUGAAUCUUAUGAGAAAGGUGUUGUGGUGGCACGCUGUGGUGGCUGUAAUAAUCUGCACCUGAUUGCAGAUCGUCUUGGGUGGUUUGGAGAACCAGGAAGCGUUGAGGAAUUCCUUGCCGCUCGUGGGGAAGAAGUGAAGAAAGGUUCUUCUGAUACAUUUAAUCUAACACUUGAAGAUUUAACUGGAAAGGGAAACUUGAAAGACUAAUAUAUCCAGCUACCUACAACAAUAUAUAGGAAACGCCUUUGUAGUUGAGUUACUUCAUUUCUUGUUUCAAAUAUGUGGUUACCAUGAUUGCCUCGAAUUCUAAUAGUAGAAUGCUAGGCGUAGCCUUCUUAAAGGUCUGAGUCUAAUUUUGAAAGUUAAUGUAGCAAGUGUUGAUUGACAUUCUACUUGAAGUUAAAGUUAUUAAGAUGGAAUCCUUGAUUGAUCUCAGAAAAAUAAUGGAUUUUGCUGUGCUUUUGGAUUGAAUGACUGGAUCAUCUCACUGUC